ACGAUGACACACUCCACACAAGCAUUUGAGCCUUUUGUGUUUGUUUUGUAUGGCAAACAAAUUAAACAAGCACAACGAGAAAACGCCAUUCACAUAACAAUGCAUAUCCAUUGUCAUUGACUCAUUCAAUAACCUCUUUAUAUUCACAACUUUUCCUCACACAAAAAAAAUUAAAUAGUGGACAAGGGAUAAGAAAAACAUGUCUGAGAUAUCGAACUCCAAAGCCACCGUGGUGGAAGAUUGUCGUGGCGUUCUUCAUGUCUAUAACGACGGUUCCAUUGUACGUUCUUCACGUCCAAGCUUCAACGUACCUAUAAACGACGAUGGCACCGUUUUGUGGAAAGAUGUCGUUUUUGACACUGCACUUGAUCUUCAGCUUCGGCUCUAUAAGCCAGCCGACGACUCAGCCGGAUCCAAGCUUCCCAUUUUCAUUUAUAUCCACGGUGGCGGCUUUUGCAUCGGCUCGCGCACUUGGCCUAACUGUCAAAACUAUUGUUUCCAGCUUACUUCUCGGCUUCGAGCCGUGGUUGUUGCCCCAGAUUAUCGGCUUGCUCCCGAGAAUCGACUCCCCGAUGCGAUCGAGGAUGGCUUUGAGGCUCUUAAGUGGCUUCAAACUCAAGCCGUGAGUGAUGAGCCAGACCCGUGGCUCAGCCACGUGGCUGAUUUUAGCCAUGUGUACAUUUCGGGUGACUCAGCUGGAGGGAACAUAGCUCAUCACUUAGCGGCUCGGCUUGGGUUUGGGUCUCCCGAGUUGGAUCCGGUUCGGGUUAGGGGUUAUGUUCUAUUGGCCCCUUUCUUUGGUGGAACUAUCCGAACCAAGUCAGAAGCUGAAGGACCAAAAGAUGCUUUUCUCAAUUUAGAACUUAUUGAUAGGUUUUGGAGGCUUUCUAUACCCAUUGGGGAGACUACUGAUCACCCUCUUGUGAAUCCUUUUGGGCCUUAUAGCCAGAGCCUUGAAGCAAUUAAUUUCGACCCAAUUCUAGUGGUGGCUGGAGGGAGUGACUUGCUUAAAGACAGGGCAGAGGAUUAUGCAAAAUGGCUUAAGGAGUGGGGUAAUAAAGAUAUAGAUUAUGUAGAAUUUGAAGGACAACAACAUGGUUUCUUCACUAUUGAUCCCAACUCAGAACCAUCAAACAAGUUGAUGCUGAUCAUCAAACAAUUCAUAGAGAAGCAUUUGGGGAAAGUUUGAAGGGCUUCAAACACUACUUGUCUAGCUACAACAUGCAUGUUUAAUGUAGUAACUUUUGCUCUUGCAUUUUUAACUAUGUUUUAGGUACGAGUGAUGACAAGGGAACAAAGUAACAUUUCUAAGCAAGCAUCAAGUAUGCAUUGCCCAAAAGCUGUGUUAAAUUGCAAUUGUAAUAAAUCUUUCCCCUUCGAUGCUGAUAAUA
Glycine soja is the source of this 1391-nucleotide messenger RNA. RefSeq names its product probable carboxylesterase 15. Gene Ontology annotation, molecular function: hydrolase activity. The transcript has 2 exons. The record is from RefSeq and is a predicted model, not a curated record. Lineage: Eukaryota; Viridiplantae; Streptophyta; Magnoliopsida; Fabales; Fabaceae. The coding region runs from base 200 to 1189 and encodes 329 amino acids.